AAAACUCCACUAAGUCCACAAGCUGGCAUUGGAGAGGGGGACGGCGGUCAUGUGGUCCUGGCCGCCCUACCCUCUGUCACAGUGCGGAUGAGAGCUUUUUGCUCUUAUCCAAUCAUGCCUGGAAUGCCGCUUGCCACUUGGGUUAUUUCUGCUAUCUGUCGCUGUCGGUGCCGCAGUGCUAAAGGUUUGGCAGAUGGGACGCUUUUCCUUGGAGUCUGCGUCUCCGCGUUUUGACUUCUGGCAGUGCCGGGCGGGCUGUCGCCGCUCGCCCUCUCCCUCCCUGCCCCCCUGGGCACCAUGGCCCAUCGGCUUCGGUUUCAUUUUGGCUCCGGCCGCAGCAACACGGCCCCCGAGUCGGAGAUCCUCGACCAGGAGAGAGAAGACGACUUUUUCAUGGCAUUCCACACCCUGCCGCGGAGGGGCGGCCCUCACCUCUUCGCCCCCCGCGCGGCGGAGGACGGCGGCGGCGGCGGCGGCGGCCUGCCGGAGGCGGUGGGCGCGCUCAAGCGCAGCUCGUCCAUGUUCAUCCCGCAGCUGCUGAGCCCCGUGGACGCGAGGCCCACCCGGAGCUCCUCCGUGCAGAUCUCGCUGCAGCGCAAAGCGGCGGACGGGGCCCCGGACGCGUGCGGGCCGCCCGAGGGCCUGGACGGCGAUGCGGGGUCCGUGUCUCUGGGCCGCUGCCCGGAGCCUCCAGAGCCCCAGACCCCCGAGAGCUCCCCUCCCAGGACCACCAGGAAUGCGGGCCCCUUAGUCAACGGCACUUGUGGCCGCCGAAUACGGGGCCCUGUCGCUGCCGAUGGCCGUGAAGAGGCCGAGCCUUCGGCCACCCAGGGACCCGAAGGUGGUGGGCUCCGGAUCCAGCACCGAGCCUCCAGCGCCGACGUGCGCCAGGUGAGGCUGAUGCCCUUCGGGGCCGACGGCCAGGGUAGCCCUUCAGCUCCAGAGCCCAGGCGCUGGUCCCUACAGCACGUUCCAGAUGCUUCUGGAAGUUCUGGGAAGAGGUGCUUUGUCUUCCAGCUGCAGCAGCCACCACCGGGCAUGUCAGGUUCGGGUGGUGAUUUCAACUUUGGGUUCACCGGCACCAAGGGGGACAGGUUGGUGCGGUACCCCCGAAUCCGGCUGGAAAGGAGCACCUCGUACCCCACACAGCCCCGCACAGAGCGCAGCAGCCCCACGGAGGAGCGGGGCCACCAGGGACACCCAGAGACGCCACCCCGGGGCCGCAGGGUGGCCCCUGAAAUCCACAGGGCGAACUCCGUGGAAAGGACUCCGCAGGGUCAGGGCUGCACGUUUAAGAUCAGGCAAGAUCAGAAUGCGGGACAGCAGCAUUUCAGAAUUCUGGUGACUCGGGGACCGGAGGAGUCUCCCCAGGCUCCACAGGAGAGUAACCCCACCAGCCCAGCUUCCCCCGUGGCCGGGGCGCCGACACGAGACGACUUCCUGGGACAGGUGGACGUGCCCCUUAAUCAUCUCCCGACAGAAGACCCAACCAUGGAGCGACCCUACACGUUUAAGGACUUUCUCCUCAGACCGAGAAGUCAUAAAUCUCGAGUGAAGGGGUUCUUGCGGUUGAAAAUGGCCUACAUGCCGAAAAACGGGGGUCAAGACGAAGAGAACGGCGAGCAGCGGGGCGACGCGGAGCACGGGUGGGAAGUUGUGGACACGAAUGACUCGGCUUCUCAGCACCAGGAGGAGCUUCCUCCACCUCCUCUGCCCCCGGGCUGGGAAGAAAAAGUGGACAACUUAGGUCGGACCUACUACGUCAACCACAACAACCGGACCACGCAGUGGCACCGACCCAGCUUAAUGGACGCGUCCUCCGAGGCGGACAGCAACAUCCGGCAGAUCAACCAGGAGGCAGCGCACCGGCGCUUCCGCUCCCGCAGGCACAUCAGCGAGGACUUGGAGCCCGAGCAGUCGGAGGGCGGAGACAACGAGCCUUGGGAGACCAUUUCGGAAGAAAUGACUGUCACCGGAGACUCCCUCAGUCUGGCGCUGCCCCCGCCCCCCUCCUCCCCAGGCUCUCGGACCAGCCCUCAAGAGCUGUCCGAGGAACUGAGCAGGAGACUUCAGAUCACUCCGGACUCCAACGGGGAGCAGUUUGGCUCUUUGAUUAGGGAACCCUCCUCGAGGCUGAGGUCGUGCAGUGUCACCGAGGUGGUCGCGGAGCAGGCUCACCUACCACCGCCCAGUGCCCCAGCUAGGAGAGCGCGUGCAUCCACGGUCACAGGUGGUGAGGAGUCAACGCCAUCAGUGGCCUAUGUACACACCACGCCGGGCCUGCCUUCGGGCUGGGAGGAGAGGAAAGAUGCUAAGGGACGCACAUACUAUGUCAAUCAUAACAAUCGAACCACAACCUGGACGCGGCCCAUCAUGCAGCUCGCAGAAGAUGGUGCCUCUGGAUCCGCCAACAGUAACAACCACCUAAUCGAGCCUCAGAUCCGCCGGCCUCGUAGCCUCAGUUCGCCAACAGUAACUCUAUCUGCCCCACUGGAGGGUGCCAAGGACUCUCCCAUACGCCGGGCUGUGAAAGAUACCCUUUCCAAUCCACAGUCCCCACAGCCAUCUCCUUACAACUCCCCCAAACCACAACACAAAGUCACACAGAGCUUCCUGCCCCCCGGCUGGGAGAUGAGGAUCGCGCCCAACGGCCGGCCCUUCUUCAUUGACCAUAACACAAAGACUACGACAUGGGAAGAUCCACGCCUGAAAUUUCCAGUACACAUGCGGUCAAAGGCACCUUUAAACCCCAAUGACCUUGGCCCUCUUCCUCCUGGCUGGGAAGAAAGAAUUCACGUGGAUGGCCGCACGUUUUACAUUGACCACAAUAGCAAAAUAACUCAGUGGGAAGACCCAAGAUUGCAGAACCCAGCUAUCACCGGCCCGAAGGCGGUUCCUUACUCCAGAGAAUUUAAGCAGAAAUAUGACUACUUUAGGAAGAAAUUAAAGAAACCUGCUGAUAUUCCAAAUAGGUUUGAAAUGAAACUGCACAGAAACAACAUUUUCGAAGAAUCCUAUCGGAGAAUCAUGUCCGUGAAGAGGCCGGACGUCCUCAAAGCUCGACUGUGGAUUGAGUUCGAAUCGGAGAAAGGCCUGGACUACGGGGGUGUGGCCAGAGAGUGGUUCUUCUUACUGUCCAAAGAGAUGUUCAACCCCUACUAUGGUCUCUUCGAGUACUCUGCCACGGACAACUACACCCUUCAGAUCAACCCCAAUUCGGGCCUCUGUAACGAAGACCAUCUGUCCUACUUCACUUUUAUUGGAAGAGUUGCUGGUCUGGCGGUGUUUCACGGGAAGCUUUUAGAUGGGUUCUUCAUUAGGCCGUUUUACAAAAUGAUGCUGGGAAAGCAGAUAACCCUGAACGACAUGGAAUCUGUGGACAGUGAAUAUUACAAUUCCUUGAAGUGGAUCCUGGAAAACGAUCCCACUGAACUGGACCUCAUGUUCUGCAUUGACGAAGAAAACUUCGGACAGACGUAUCAAGUGGAUCUGAAGCCCAACGGGUCCGAAAUCAUGGUCACCAAUGAAAACAAGCGGGAGUAUAUCGACUUAGUCAUCCAGUGGAGGUUCGUGAACAGGGUCCAGAAGCAAAUGAACGCCUUCUUGGAGGGAUUCACAGAACUGCUGCCUAUUGAUUUGAUUAAAAUUUUUGAUGAAAACGAGCUGGAGUUGCUGAUGUGCGGCCUCGGCGACGUGGACGUGAACGACUGGAGACAGCACACCAUCUACAAGAAUGGCUACUGCCCAAACCAUCCUGUCAUCCAGUGGUUCUGGAAGGCCGUGCUGCUGAUGGACGCCGAGAAGCGCAUCCGGUUGCUGCAGUUCGUCACGGGGACGUCCCGGGUGCCUAUGAACGGAUUUGCUGAACUGUAUGGUUCCAACGGUCCUCAGCUGUUUACAAUAGAGCAAUGGGGGAGCCCCGACAAACUGCCCAGAGCUCACACGUGCUUCAAUCGCCUUGACUUACCUCCCUACGAAACCUUCGAAGAUUUACGAGAGAAACUUCUCAUGGCCGUGGAAAAUGCGCAAGGAUUCGAGGGGGUGGAUUAAGCGCCCCCCGCGCCGGGUGGUGGUCCGUCGAGCAAGCCCCGCUUGCACCUUCACAUCUCCCGCCCAGGCUUUGGGGACGACGGCCGAGAGCGUCGUGCAGCGGGCUCCCUCCCGGAGCAGAGCCUUCGCCCGCGACUUGCCCACGCCCGGACGUGGGAACCCAGGCCCACGUCCCGUUUCUGCAUUUUCCACCGCCAAUUAUCAACCGGUUGACGUGUACACUAAUUACAUUUCAGGAGGACUUAACUCUAUUUAUGUUGUGCCUCUGUAGGCAGAGCCCUUAAUAAACAUUUUACAUACUUUAUAAUGACCAUGAACGGAAUCAGUCACUCGGCAGGUAUAGUAUUACAACUCAUGUUUACUUUUUGGAAAUGAUUUAGACCGAUUUUCCGAUUUCAUUUCACUGCAAUUAAAGAUGUGUCCUGUACUUGGGAAAGUGAGCUUUUUUUUUUUUUUUUUUUGUAUUUGAAUUUCAUACCAGGUUUAAUGUCCGUGACAUUUUUAUUUUUGAAGGACUUUGACAUCCCCUACCCCUCAACUUUAUCAGACUUGGAAGACCGAUUUUUGUCCAAAACCCGUCUUACAGACUUUGAGCGCGUUUAAAAUAUAACAUUAGGGAUAAUGAUAAUUUUUUUCCAUACUCAGAAUGACAACAAACUGGAUAUUAGGGUGUGGUUUUCUUUUUGUACAAAUUUAGCAUCAUAGCUGUAGGCUGGGAGCAUUGUACCGCAGCCUGACAAUUUCAUGGUGACAUGAAGGAACCACACUGUUACUCCUUGGAAGUCCUUACGUGUGCUCCCGCGCAUGUGAGACAGGGCCGGGCGACCAUGUCUCACCAGAGAGAUUUCUUAACCCUCCCCGAUGCUGUACAGUCCUUCAUUUACUAUAUUUUCCUCUUUGCUGUUUGUAGUAGAGACCUUUAUUUGAACGGAACUCGGCACUGCUUGAUUUGAAACUGUGGAAACCAGAUCUGUUUAGCCUCCUGUUUGUCCGCCUUCCCUGAUGGUAGUUCAGUAACCCGUGUACGUUCCUGCCGCACCAGUUCCCGGGGCUCUUUAUGUACGACCUGGAGGUCACGCCGGGUUCGGCUUGUGUUUUCUCUUACCCUGGACAGUGAAUGUGACGAUUAUUCCCCCCCCUGCACACAUUUUUCCGGGGCAACAUCUGGCUGCUGGUGUACGAAAUCUGGCUGAACGCUCAGCCAAUGGACCUGUCCUCACCGACCGUUUCGCGAUUUCUGCUCGAAGAUGCAUUUGAGGUGCACUUGAUCUGUCCGCUUUGCUCCCUGGGACGAGCUGCCUGCUUCCUUCCUCGCCAAGUGCUGUCCCAUCCUGUCCGCCCUGUGCUAGUGGAAACCGAGUGGGGAGGCUUGGUCUGAGCCUCCGUGCUCAGGCUGUUCCGCAGGGUAGGGGCGGGGGAGUUUGGCCACACAGCUUGAUUUCCUGCAGAAUUCUGUGUGUUGUGAGAGAUCAGGCUCAGCCCUGCUGUCCUUGUUAACCUGUGUUGUCCCAGCCCCUGUCCUGGCAGUCAGGGGACACUAGAGAUUUGAGCUCUUGCCAGUCAGGAAUAAGACAAAAAAAACGGUGGUUUUAGGGCCUCCACGUGUUAUGGAAGAAGGACCUUUUGGUGGGAGGAAUUCCGUUUUGAUGGCUGGGGAGAAGCUGGGAGUGUUCGUAGCUGUAAACGAGUUAUCUGAGGUCUGCAGUGCGUAGAGCAAGGUGGCUUUCUGCCGAGCUGAGUGCGGGCUCCCUUUGCAUAUGGAUUUUAAAAUACCAAAUAGUGAACAGAAAGCACAGAUGCUGAGAAGUUAAAAAAAAAAGUGUCACUCAUCGUUUUUAUCUGUUGGUGGGAAUGUUUUUUCUCCUCCGGCCAAUAUAACAAAUGUCUCACUGCUCCCCCCGCCCCCCCAAAAAAAACACCUCUGCGGCCCCUCCUAGUUCAGAAUCAACCUCUGUAACGCCCAGGGGCAGCCUGCAGCGUGGGUUCCGGGACGGAUCAUGCGAGACUGUAGGGGAAGUCCAGCGAUGCUGCUGUAGGGACUGGGGCUCCUCUGUCAUUUUUAAACUGUGUAUUCCAAAUCAGAAUGGUUGUUAAAUGCAAGCUCGACAAAGUAUUGAAACUAUGAAAGAAAAAAUCAUUCUAAGAUCGUUUCUGCGCCAGGAAGAGAAUUACCGACACGUCACCCCUGGGGACACUUGAAAGGCAGUGAUUGCGAACAACAGCUCGGUCCCCCUGCUCCCUAAUGCCUGGUCUCAGUAACCGCCACAUAGUGAGUGCUGGGUUUGGGGUUCCCUUUUGUUUGCUUUCAACCCGAAUGAGGGCCCCUUGUUCUCAGCGAUUCUCAGUGUUUCCCUCGUUGUUGAAAUAGUCACACCCACGCUCCAUCAUUUCAAGACACAGCGACAGAUGGCAGUAAAGAAAAUGUGCCGUUGAACGGGGGAAUGACGGGUCUUUCCUGGACUCCCCACCCGCGCUGGUCAGCAGGCCCGGUGUGCAAGGCAGCCCGCCCCGCCCAUUCGAGUCGUCCUCAGCAGUGAUGCCACUCUGAAGCCCAGGGUCUCUACCGCCUCUGUUUCUUUAGAAAUCACUUUCAUCCAGGUUUGGUUUUGGUGUUCUGAGCUCCUAGAAGAAGGUCUAGUUACGGGCCAGUUUUCCAUGAGGUUGGGAAGUGAGUUCUGGAGUUCAUUUACGUCCUGCAUGUUGAAAGUCUUCAACCCUCCCCACCAUCCGUGUCGGCCCUGGAUGUUUCUCUUCCUGCCUCUCGUGGCCUGCAGAGCACGUUGGACAGUCUGCCGUGGGAGGACCAGCUUCUGAUGGGGCGCUGCCGUGCCGCCUGCUGCCAUGGGAACAGGAAACGGGGGCAUCUGUCCGCUGGAAAGUUACAUUCAGCUUCAGUGCCCUCGUCUCUUUCUCCCAAAACAUUUCCCCGUAUUGACCUCCCUGGAGCCAGGCCUCUACCCAAUCAGGAUGUAAGAUGAUUCUUUGAUUGCUGUUGCCAGGGCGCUUUGGCAGCUGACACUAGGUACGGCCUGAGGUCGGGGGCCAGUGCUAGACUGGGUUACUCCUCCCCGUGAGGGAAUGGACAGAUUCCGAGAAACGGUUUGCAAAACAUUGGAAACACUUUGUACUUUUCACAUGGUUAAAAUAGACAUGUACCGUUGCUGUUUGCUCGUGCCAGAUCCAGAUUGCCUCCCUUGAAAGCCAAGUUCAUACACAGCAAAUUACUGGUUGUUCUAACAGUUCCUAACUGAAAAACACUCGACUAGUACUUUCCUAAGUUUUGUCUCUCACCUCUGAAAUUUUAAACUCUCUGAAAAAGUCUGCAUUAAUCAAUUCUCCAUCUCCUACCUGCUGUGCUCGCUGUGCUUGCUUUGCCUGUUCCCUCCUCGCCCUGAGUCUGCCACCCCUGUACUCACAGGGAGUGGAGGGGACGUGCUGUCCGGUGUCGUUUUCUGCCUUGCCAGUAGGGGGUGCUGCUGUGCAAGGGUAACUGCCUGGUCUACUCCCUCCCUGACCCCCAGGAGAUCACUACCUCUGUCUCAUUCAGGCUUUGGGGUACUUCCUGACAAGUCAAAACUGCCAGUUUCAGGUCUGAGAUGUGUUUUUAAAAAUCCUUAUAAACUCCACUUUGUACUUUAGAUUUUAAAACUGGGGAGAAAUGUGAUAUACUUUGGACCACUUGUUUUUUAAUUUAUCUAAGCCUUAAUGAACUGUGUACAUACACUUGCAUACAUGCACACACACCAGAGCGUUUCCAGUGUGUCGGAGAAACUGCCGUAGCAUUAGGAUGUGAGCUUGUGCAGUGUCUUCUAGAGAAGGAGAGCUUUCUGUCUGUGUGGUCGUUCGCAGGGAACCCUCUUGUUAGACUUCGCUCCUCCGUUAAAGGUGUUACGCCCAAAGCAAUGCAUGUUUCAAGCGCUUGUCUUUCUGUCGGUUCGUCUGUGUGCAAGGAGUAACGAUAGGAAUCUAAUGACAUUGGCCGCAGCCCUCUGUGCACUGCACUCUCCACCUUGUAUCGAUGCAUCGAACGCCUUUCGCGUGACCGUGACCCUGUGUCCGCAGAUACCUGUGUUCCUGUAGAAGCCGGUCGGCAGCUCCUACUGAGACUGAUUUCGCCCAGAUUGUCAUGGGUUCCUUCGUGUAAAAACUAGCAUAAUAACCUUGUUCUUUCUCUACUACUAUGUAUGUAAACAACACAUAUACGUACACAUGCUGUCCAAAUAUAUAUGUAUAUAUUUGUAUAGCAUUUUUACACCUUUCUCGAGCAAUCUGGUUUCGAAAGGGAGUGAGAGCUUCGUCCCUUCCAGUUUUCUCCGAGCCGUACCCUGAGAAUCCUGACCCUCGGAGCCUGAGGGAACCCCCGGAAGAUGGUGUUAAUAUGCUGUCGUUUCUUAAUUCAGGAUCGUUGAUCAAGUGAAACAUGGAAAAACACAGUGACUUUAAGGUGAAAAGAGUUUCAAGCAUUCCAAAUGAAUUCUCGAUGUUUCAUAAUUUUUUCUUAUAAACCCACCUCCUAAUACAAAGCCAAGUACUAUUUGAUACAGUGGUUAAAAACCAAACUACUUUGAAUUUUUUUAAAGAUUCACCUAUGGACAAUGCUCAUUUUCUCAAACAGAGUAACUUUAACAUACGGUGGAAUUUGAUACACACAGGAACAGUUUUGUUUAAGAACAACAUCCUUGUGGCUUUUCAUUUUUCUGGAGAGAGCUAAGGAGAAAUUGUAGUUUGUUUUCCUGACAGCAAAAGAGUCACGUGAAAAAAUGAAGUCAAUUGUAAAGAAGUGAUGCGACUUGUCAAAUAUUUAAUAAAGAAUUAUGGAAGCUGGCGCAUUUCUA
This is a messenger RNA of Phyllostomus discolor (pale spear-nosed bat), 8885 nucleotides long. RefSeq names its product NEDD4 like E3 ubiquitin protein ligase (gene NEDD4L). NCBI's taxonomy places the organism in Eukaryota, Metazoa, Chordata, Mammalia, Chiroptera, Phyllostomidae. Bases 298 to 4050 code for a protein of 1250 amino acids. The record is from RefSeq and is a predicted model, not a curated record. The transcript is spliced from 28 exons. Gene Ontology annotation, biological process: ubiquitin-dependent protein catabolic process; regulation of dendrite morphogenesis. Gene Ontology annotation, molecular function: sodium channel inhibitor activity; protein binding; ubiquitin protein ligase activity.